Molecule: messenger RNA, 5379 nt
Organism: Tetrahymena thermophila SB210
Lineage: Eukaryota; Ciliophora; Oligohymenophorea; Hymenostomatida; Tetrahymenidae
Exons: 3
Source: RefSeq, a predicted model, not a curated record
AUGAGUAAUUUGAGACAAGGAUUUAAUUUGCCAAAUCGUGCGAUUCAGCAAUAAACUUAAUAAACCUAAUCAAGUAAGUAGGAAGCUUAAUAAAUCUAUUAAUUUAAACCAGCAAGCAUCUAAUCUUAGUAACAGAGAUAAAAUAAUUUUCAAUAAAAUUAAUAAACAAGUUUUUAACUGCAGAAUUAGGUUUAAUAUAAUGAAAAAUAAAAAAAUUAUAAUUAUUAAACAUAAAAUAAUGAUAUUUAGAAAAUGUCACUUCAAACACAAACACAGACAAAUGUUUAGUAAAACUAAUUUUAGUAAUAACCAUAGAAUAGUAAUUAUUAUCAACAAUUCUAAUAAAACUAACUUCCUUAAAAUAACUCCAAUCCUAACUUCUAAAAUGAUAGAAGUCGAAAUGGUUAAUAGCCAAAUGUUAAUAAUUAAAAUUAAACUUAAAUUAGAUCAGAUUCGUCUAAACCAUUUGAUAAACCAAAAAGAGGCCACUCAAUAAAAGAUAGAAAUACUGAAUAGCAGAAAAAUUAAAAUACAAUUUAAGCAUAAGCAUAAGAAUAAUACUAACUAAUUAACAAUACUUUUGAUUCAUCAUAAAAGACAAAAGCAUAUUAGAAUUUAGUUAAUUCAAAAAUCAAUACAAAUAAACUUCCCAUUAUAAACUCUGGACAAAAUGCUAAAAACUCUCCUAUGCAAAAUACUAAUCAACAACCCUAAGCAAAUAAUAUCUUCAAUAUUGAUAAAGGUAAAUAAAUACCUUUUUUAAGAAAUAAUUAAUAAAAUCAAUAAAAUUUAAAUUCAUAUUAGCAAGGCAUAAAAAUGGAUUCUAACAUAAUGCCUUAAGCCAAUUAAUAUAAUUUUCAGUAGAAUAAUUAUAGCUAACCUAAUAAUUCAUAGGCAAUAAUACCAUAAUAUCCUUAAAAUACUAUUUAGAAUAAUAUAAUUAAUUCAAAUUUAGCAAAUUAACAACUAAAUAAUAAUUAAAAUACUUAACCAUUUUCAAAUAGUUAUUUAUUGCAAUAAUAAAACUAUAUGGAAUAAUCUUAAUAAAGCAAUUUGAACUAAAUGAACAAUAUCUAUCAGAUGAACCAGCUAUAACAAUAAUAUUAAUAACAGCAACAAUAACAAUAACAACAACCUUAAUAUAGAAAUUUACCAAUAUAAGCAGAAUUAAACAAAAAAAAAGAAAAUUCAUAGCUAGAUGAUUUAACUUAGUCUUAAUCUAAUUAAUAGCCUUAAGGGAUGAAUUUAAGUGUAAUUUAAGAAUUAAAAGAUUCAGAAAUUAGUUAAUCAUAAAGCAGUUAGAUAUAGAAUUAAGAUUAAUUUAGCUAGUAAUAUCCUUUAAAAGAUGCAGCAAAUAGUUAAAUUAUAGAAACAAACAAAAUUAAUCAAUACUAACAAAACGAAUAAACUUCUAAAGUAAAUUUAAAUAACAUCGAAUAGUAGAGCAAUCAUUAAACCUAACAAUUCGAGCCAAUAAGUAUUUAAAAUAACACCAUUAAUAUUUAGAACAAUUUUAACUAAAACUUUUAUAAAACUAAUUAAUAAAAAAUUGCAAAUGGCUAAACAAAUUUCAAUUUCUAAAAAUAAAAAAACGAUGAAAUCUAACAAAUAUUUAAUCACCCUCAGAAUCAAAAUAAGUAAUAAAGAAGUGAAGGCUAUAAUUAGCCAAAAGACACAUCUUAUGAAAAGUAAGAUUUACCAUAAAAAAGUUAAGUUAAAAUUAUAGGAGAAAAUAAUAUUCCAUUGCAAAGCUAGCAAGAGGAAAAAAAGUUUAACACAUAUCUGAAUUCAUCUACUACUGAAUAAUCUAGCAAUUUUAAAAAUGAUUAAAAAGAUGAUGAGACUUAAAAGACAACACAUGGCAAAUCAAAAGAUACAUUUUAGUUUUUGACCAAGCAGCAGUUUGACUCUGAUAAUAAUAUUAUUUAAAUACUUGCUGAAAAAGUAAUUAGCCAAGAGACAUAAUAAAAUAUUUAGAAACUAUAUUAGGAAGUUAAUACAAAAGAUUUAGGCUAAAUUUAUAACCUUGAAGUAUUAAAAAAUGCAAUUGAUACAUCUAUUUAGGAAUUCAACUCUACAAUAAACUCUAGCAUUAAAGGAAUAUCUAAUUUAAAAUUUUUUGAUAAUUAAAAAAUUCUAGAUUAGUAUUAAUUGCCUUCUGAAAUUUAUGAGUAAUGUUUUAAAGAAUUACAAUUAAUACAUACAGGAAUUUUAUCAGAAUUGUUUAGACCUGAUUAACUAUAUUAAGUUUUUGAAACUAAAAUAAAUAAAGAAUUUGUUAAAAAUAUGCUAUUGUAAUACUUACAUUAUUUUUAAACUGGUGAAAUUAUUGAUUGUAUACACUUUAAUUGUGUUUCCAUGUAAAAGUUAACCUAAGAUAAAUUAAACAAUUAUAAGUAUUAUUAGAUUUAAGGAUAAUACUUUGAGAAUAAUUUAAUCUAGUCCUUUAACAGUUGUCUUUAUUAAAUAAAAGAGGAAAUAUAAAGAGACUUAUAGAAAGGGAUAGCUGAUUUGAAUUCUGAGAAUAAAGGUUUAGAUUCGUUAAAGAGCACUUUUAUUAAUAAAAAGAAUGAAUUGAUCAACUUAAUUAACUAAUAUUGGAAAUUAAUCAAAAUUAAAAAUAUUUAUGAAAUAGAUACACUUUCUGUUGUUAUUAUUUAUAAGAAAAUAUAAAUUAUGAAUGAGCAAUUAAACUAAUUUUUAGAAUAAUCACAAGAUUCUCUUAACUCUGUUGUUAAUGAAAUUCUAUUUAAAUAAGCUAACACAGCAGCAAACUUAGGCCCUAUAGAAACAGAAAUGUCAGAGUAUUUUUUGAUGUACAUAAGAAAUGAUACUGAUGACACUAUUUUAUAACUCAAAACAAAAUAAGAUCAAUUAUUUGAAAUAGCGUGUUGUUAAUAUGAGCAAACAGUAGUUGCAAAUUAUUACUUAAAAUAAAGAGCUUAAGACAUUUUAGAAAAUCUAAAAACAAUAAAAAUCUAUUCAAAUUAAUUGAGUAACAUGGCUUUGGAUAAUCUGAAAAAACUUUUUUAAAAAGAAAGCUUUUUAUCAUUAUUUAAAAGUGUUUUAUCAGAAAACGAAGAUUGGAGUUAAUUAGAAAAUAUUAAUGAUCCAAUAUUACUAAUUUUUUUAAUAAGACACAUUUUAAAAAGAAUUAUCAUAUAAACCAAGAAAGUAGAAGAUCUUCUCAAGCAAAUUAAUAAUUAAAUGUAGCUAACAAAGGGUGACUCUAUAGAUUAUUACUUUAACUCAAAUUAAAAUCUUCCAUUCUUUAAAGUUAAAUUUGUUUCAAAGUUACCACUCUAUAUUGAAGAUGACACAGUCUAUGCAAUAAUAAACAUAAAUCUUGGUUUACAAGAUUUUUUUUUUAAACUUAGUAAUUAUUCUUAACUCUUUUAGUAUAAAAUUAAUGAUUAAUUUAUUAAAUGUGGUUUGAAGGAUGAAAUUGAAUAAAGAGUUAAAUAAUUUGAAAUUGAAAGAAAAUAUCUCCCUUAAUUUUUGUUUUAGCUUGAAAAAUCUCACAAAUGCGGUAUAUUAGCUAUGUACAUUGAAGAAAAAUUUGAGACAAUAUAAUCUUAUUUGGCUAAAAAAUAAUAGAAAAGUAUUUUAAAAGGUUUCAUCAAUAAAUUUAAAAAAGAAUCGAAGUUUGAACCGUUUAUAUCUUAAAUGUCUUUCACAUAUUAUUAAAAAACUCUUGAGUAUACUUAUUAAUUGACACAGGUGUUUAAAGAGAUUCUUAAAGUAGCUAACUAAGAGCUAUUAAAUUAAAAAGAAAAGAUUAAUAGAUAACUUCAAUCAGAAUUUAAACAAUUUGCUUAAAAAUAAAAUCAAUAUUAAGAUGAAUUAAUUAUAUUUUAAGACUAAAAUAAAAUCCCAUAAAUAGUAGCAUACAAGGAUAAAAAAAAGUAAUAUUAAACACUUUUCUUUUUAACUAAGAAAGAAUCUUUUAAAAAUGAAGAGGGAGAUAUUGUUAAGGCUUAUAAACUCAUAUUUGAAUACAAGUUUUAAAAGAUACUAUUCUUCUCACUAUUUAGCGAUAUUUUAAAAGAAGAUAAUCAGUUAACCAAAUAUUUUUUUUUAUUUUUACUUAAUUAAAUAUUAAAUAUCUAAGAAGUAGAAAAACAGCAGCUACCUGUCGAUUUUAAUGAAUGGUUUCUAAAAUUUUUAAUUGAAAACACUAAUGAACAGAUUUAUUAGCUUCUUAAUUAAAAAGAUCAAUAAAUUCCUCAGAGUAAAGGUUAAUUUUAAUAAUCACUUUAAAAAAAUUUUGAAUAAAAAUAAACAGUAACUAAAACCGUUUAAAAAGAAAUUGAUGAUUAAAAUUAUAUUAAUUAGAAAAAAUAAGAUUUUUAAGUUGAAGUAUAAACUAAUAGUGUUUAAUUAGGUUUUUAAGUUUAAAUUUAAGAUUAGCCAUAGUUCAAUAAUAAAAAAGAAACUGAUUAAUCAUAAGAAUAUAAAUAAUACUGUUUAAAGAACUUUCUUGGCUUGAUUUAAGAAGAAAGUUUCAAAAAAAUAUUUAAUGGUGUAAAAAAAUUUAAUUUAGAUUAUCUAAAAGAUUAUGGAUAUGUUAGUGAAAUAAGAGAUAUAAAAGACUCUCAAUAGAAAAAUAAAAUAAUUCAAUUUUUUAAAGAUAAGUCUCAUAUUUACAUCAUUGGAAAUAUUUAUUAGUAAUUUUAAAUUUUAAUUUAUUUAAAUUAAAAAUGUUAUUGUUUUUAUGAAGAGAAUCCUCCAUCAUUUUUACAAAAUUUAUAAAUUGAAUCAUACAUUAAGAUUAAACUUAAUACAGAUAAUAAUAUUUUUGAAUAAGAUUAAGCUUUAACAAUAUUAUAUUUAUUGAUAUGGUUAUAAGAUUAACAAAGUGGUAAAAUAACAUAAUAAACAUAUGAUCAAAAUAAAAACGGAUAUAAAUUUUAACUUCAUUUAAAGUACAUUUGGAUACAAUAAUAAAAAAGUGAAAAAAGGCUAUUUUAGCAAGAUAAAAUUUUAAUCUAUGAAUAUUUUUCUCAAAUUAAAUAACCCAAAUCAUAUGAAGUUUAAAUUUAUAAAGUAAAAUAAUUAUCUCCUCAAAAUGAAAUUCCUUUGAUAUUUGUUCUCAGAGAUACAAUCAAAUAUUAAAAAGAAAUAGUUUUUAUUUAUGAUUCAAAUAAUGAAUAGUGCUAGAAAGAUACAGAAGAUAUAAAAAAGAAAUUCUUUUAAUGCAAGUUUAGCUCCAUAUAAUAUUAAUUUAAAAAUGCUUAAUAACAAAAAUGUCUUAUUAAUGUUAGCUUACAUCAAUAUCUAAAUUAGACAAAUUAUUAAAAUAAUUCUUUAAAUACUAUUGUAAAUUCAUAUUUUACAAACUAUCUCUAAGAUAUAUGUUUUCCUUUUUUCAUCUAGUGA